Molecule: messenger RNA, 483 nt
Organism: Medicago truncatula (barrel medic)
Lineage: Eukaryota; Viridiplantae; Streptophyta; Magnoliopsida; Fabales; Fabaceae
Product: heavy metal-associated isoprenylated plant protein 39
Exons: 3
Coding region: 151-480 (109 amino acids)
Molecular function (GO): metal ion binding
Source: RefSeq, a predicted model, not a curated record
CGCACAAAUAAAAGAAAAAUCAAUUCCAAAAUCUCAAACCCUUUACCCACUAACUACUAUAUAGGUACUACAAAAGCCUCAUCAAAAUUCUCUUAACCUUCAUUUUCUUUCUUGUUUUCACACCCCUUCUAAGUUCUAACUCCUCUUCAAAUGGCUCAGAAGGUUGUGUUAAAGGUGUUAACUAUGACAGAUGACAAAACCAAGCAAAAAGCUAUAGAAGCAGCUGCAGAUAUUUAUGGGGUUGAUUCAAUUGUAGCAGAUGUAAAGGAGCAAAAGUUGACAGUGAUUGGUUCAAUGGAUACAGUAAAAAUUGUGAAGAAGCUGAAAAAAGUAGGAAAAGUUGAUAUUGUAUCUGUUGGUCCUGCAAAAGAAGAGAAGAAAGAAGAAAAGAAAGAAGAGAAGAAGGAAGAGAAAAAAGAAGAGAAAAAGGAAGAGAAGAAAGAAGAGAAGAAAGAGGAAAAGAAAGAGGAGAAGAAAUAAAAG